Messenger RNA from Pogoniulus pusillus (Red-fronted tinkerbird), 3963 nucleotides. RefSeq names its product C9orf72-SMCR8 complex subunit (gene C9orf72). The record is from RefSeq and is a predicted model, not a curated record. Gene Ontology annotation, molecular function: guanyl-nucleotide exchange factor activity. Gene Ontology annotation, biological process: autophagy; endocytosis. The transcript has 11 exons. Bases 194 to 1657 code for a protein of 487 amino acids. Gene Ontology annotation, cellular component: autophagosome; endosome. Lineage: Eukaryota; Metazoa; Chordata; Aves; Piciformes; Lybiidae.
GCACCUCGGCUGUUCGCCCUCCCGCCGAGCUCCGCCAGCACCGCCGGCCGCCAGCACCCAGAGGUCCCACCUCCCGCUGGUCAAAGGCGGGGCCGCGUCUGCGCGGGAGCGCUGCUGAGGCGCCGCCGCUGUGCGGGCAGGCGGGAGCGGGGCCGGGGCCGGCGUGCAGGUAAUGUAAUCAUUUCAGUCAUACAUGAGAGAGGAAGCCGGCAUGUCAGCUCUUUGCCCACCACCGUCCCCUGCAGUUGCUAAAACAGAGAUUUCUUUGAGUGGUGAGUCACCCUUAUUAGCUGCCACUUUUGCUUACUGGGACAAUAUUCUUGGCCCCCGAGUCCGGCAUAUCUGGGCCCCAAAGACAGAACAGGUCCUUCUCAGUGAUGGGGAAAUUACUUUCCUUGCUAACCACACCCUGAAUGGAGAAAUACUUCGGAAUGCAGAAAGCGGUGCAAUAGAUGUGAAGUUCUUUGUCUUGGCAGAAAAAAGGGUAAUCAUUGUGUCAUUGAUCUUUGAUGGGAACUGGAAUGGAGACAGAAGCACAUAUGGACUAUCAAUUAUACUUCCACAAAGUGAACUUGGCUUCUACCUGCCACUCCACAGAGUGUGUGUGGAUAGACUAACACAUAUUAUAAGGAAAGGAAGAAUAUGGAUGCAUAAGGAGAGGCAAGAACAUUUCCAGAAGAUUGUCUUAGAAGGCACAGAGAGAAUGGAGGAUCAGGGCCAGAGCAUCAUUCCAAUGCUGACGGGAGAGGUCAUUCCAGUAAUGGAGCUCCUUUCAUCUAUGAAAUCACACAGUGUUCCAGAAGAAAUAGAUAUAAGUGACACAGUGCUCAAUGAUGAUGACAUCGGGGAUAGCUGCCAUGAAGGCUUUCUCCUUAAUGCAAUUAGUUCACAUCUGCAAACCUGCGGUUGUUCUGUAGUUGUAGGGAGCAGCGCAGAAAAAGUUAAUAAGAUCGUGAGAACCUUGUGUCUGUUCCUUACGCCGUCAGAGCGGAAGUGUUCCAGACUCUGUAGAAAUGAAUCUUCUUUCAAAUAUGAGUCAGGACUUUUUGUUCAAGGUCUUCUCAAAGAUGCAACAGGAAGCUUUGUGUUGCCCUUCCGUCAAGUAAUGUAUGCCCCAUAUCCUACCACACAUAUAGAUGUGGAUGUCAACACAGUGAAGCAGAUGCCCCCUUGUCAUGAGCACAUCUAUAACCAGCGACGAUACAUGAGAUCAGAGCUGACAGCCUUUUGGAGAGCUAAUUCAGAUGAAGAAAUCUCUCAGGAUCAUAUUAUCCACACAGAUGAGAGCUUCACACCUGAUUUAAAUGUCUUUCAAGAUAUCCUGCAUCGGGAUACAUUAGUAAAAGCCUUCCUGGAUCAGAUCUUUCAUCUGAAGCCUGGCUUGUCUCUAAGGAGUACUUUCCUUGCACAUUUUCUGCUAGUCCUUCACAGAAAAGCCUUAACUUUGAUAAAGUACAUAGAGGAUGACACGCAAAAAGGAAAAAAGCCUUUUAAGUCUCUUCGUAGCUUAAAGGUAGAUCUUGAUUUAACAGCAGAGGGCGAUCUCAACAUAAUAAUGGCUUUGGCAGAGAAGAUCAAACCAGGUCUGCAUUCCUUCAUCUUCGGGAGGCCGUUCUACACUAGCGUACAGGAGCGCGACAUGCUCAUGACGUUCUGAAGUUCUCCACCGCUAACGUGUGAUGUUGCAGCCUUGCACGGCAUGAAAAGAAAUCUACCAGUGUGGCUGCCACGCUUGUGACAAUCAUCGACUCGACUGAGAAUGGAGCAUUUAGGAGCAUAGGAACACUACAGUCUCUCCAAAGCAGGAGGGGCUCUUGUUAGGGGAAAUAUCGACUUAGCUCGAGAAACGUGCGUUUAAUGAAACAUCUCUUCUGUGUGUUUCAGUUUUUUUAGCAGUGAAUGUAACGAGAGGUUCCAUUAUCAUAGAGACUCAGCAGCGAAAUUUGAACAGAUUUUCGUGUAUGAUAAAGGAAAGCAUUUUAAUUUUCAUUCCCCAGAAAAUUCCUUCAGGUGUAUUGUCAGCUUUUCCUCCUCUCUGUGUCAGUAUUUUCAGUGACUCCACAGAAAACAAUGCCUGUGUCCUCUGUAAUCAUGGAGGUUGCAGAAUAAGGGCCAUCAGGCAUUUCAAAGAGUUUUUAAAGUGGUUUUUUUUUUAUUUUUUUAAGUUGUGGUUUUUUUUUUAAUGUACGUGGUACAAGUCUGAAGUGUCUUCCCUCCUCUCCCUUUUUAACACUACUGGCUCUUUCAUGUAGAGCAUUCAAACGUUGGGGAUUUUUAAAGUGCUCCAAAGUGCUAUUCUUGUAUGCAAACCGCUCAUUAGAAGCCUAAGUAGCAACGCUCUGCACGUGAGAACUAGGUCAUUAUUUCAUCAGCUUUGUGCAUGUAAGUGCCAACCAGGAUGCUUUGUCACAGAUUGCUGGGCCAUCCUGCAGUGAAGUGUUCGGUGAUCCAGCAUAAUUGAGCUCUUUCAAAAACACAAAACACCAAAGUUGUGUCAUUCAGCAGCAGUUGUCAGUCUUUCUGUCUGUAAACCACUGCUGUUUUUUUCCAUUGUCACUUAGAAUAGAGUUCAGAUUAAAGUAUUAGACCUUCCCAAAGAACACCAAGGUGAUAGCCAAAAUAAAAGAUAAAACAAUCGUUUAUGGUUUUAUUUACAUUGCCAUUAAUGUAUUUAGUAAUCCUUAGAUCAAAGAUGAGCACAGCUAUGAACUGAUAUGGUUAGCACUUUACCUAAGUGAAUUCUAGUCAGUAAUCUUGCCAGUCUUUGCUCACUUCGCACAUCUCUGACUUCUCUUUGCUUGAAAAUAAAAGCACAUUUUUUAUUUGUAUGCCUCAACCUUCCUUCUGCUGAAGCAUGCAGAGCAGCUUGGUGUUAGGUUAAUCCAGACUCAUUUGGCAUAUGGAUGUUAUGUGUUAUUUGAUAUCAGUGGUACAUCUGUACUACAUGUUGUUGUGUUUCUUCUCUUUUUAUGUUUCUUGUCUUUUUGGACAAAUGCAGGAAUACUUUUGUCGUGCUUUAGUAUAGCCUCAUAAAUCGAUAUUCAUUGUGAAAGAGCUGCACUUGUGAUUGGAAAAGCCACAGCUGCUUUGUUCCUUAAAUUGUUCAUAAGACUCCUUGGCAAACAAGUUUCUGGUUUUGAGAUAGCUGUUUGGUGUUGACAAAAAUAACUGUUUAGUUAACAAAAGUUAGAUUCAUAACUUUGCCUGAAAUGUCCAGUACUCAGCUUUCUAAAAGGAACACCGUCCUCUGCUUAAGUGUCUAGAAUCUUGGAGAGCCAAAGAUUCACAAUUUAAUAUUUAGAGCUUCUGGAGGACAUGGAAUAGAGCCACAGCUGCACACCACUAUUGUGACUGAAGAUCACCAGCAUUACCUGGUUGAAUAAGCAACCACCUUUUGUGGACCCCUUUUUUGGCUCUCUAUGUGUGUAGGACUUUUGCAGGGAGCUCUAUGCUUCAUCAAAAGAACUCAGAACUCUGCUGGCAUUAAGUUACUUGCGCUGAGAUUCUGUUUGCCUUCCUGCUACUAUUAGUUCCUGUGAUUCUGUGUUUUAAAUCAGAUCCGUUAGAAAAAGCCAGAUUGUGCUAAUUUUUACUUCUUAUGUCUAAGAUUGUGGGGAAAAUGUAAUAAAUACUGCUGAAACUUCUAAUGUAGAAGUAAUGAAGUCUAAAGAGCUUUAACUGUGCUGCUGAAAUCAAUCACUUCAGCUUGAUAGGCUUUGGAAACAUACCACUGACACUACUAACAGUAAAGCUGUGUUGUUUACUGAAGAUGCUGUCACUUUUUGAAAUUACUAAAAUCUGGAAGACUUCUCAGUUGCUACUUUUGUUGCACAGCUGUCACAAGUGCACUGUCACAAGUGCAGAAUGUAUAGUGAAGUAAGUUAUUAAAUACAUCUGCAUGUUGUGUUGUAAAUCUUGCUCAGGAAACAAAGUAAUAAAAUUCAUGCACAAUUUUUGACUUCA